CUUUUUUUAUAUGCUUGCUCUUGCUUCGAGUCAUCAUCUCAUUGCUCAUCACCAUGGCUAAGGCUAAAGCAAAGGGCAAGAAAGUCUCGGCGGGGGGUGCGCACCCUCACAUCCGUGCGCGAAUCAAUUACCUCUACAAUGCUGCUACGUUCCUUCAAUCAGUAGCGACGCCUCUUACGCAAGCGCAAACCGAUAAGAGGGACGAAAAGGAGAACAACACCGCAGUGCAAGCACCAGCGCGUAUAGUGCCCCAGAUGGCGAAUCCUGAAAGCGUGUCGGAAAAGGGGCCCGCUGGCCUGUCCAGUCAAGCGACCACCGAGCAUCUGCCUCAACUUUCCCGGGUCUAUAUGUCGCAAAUGCGUGGCGUCUCUCUAAAAACGCAACUUCGACUCCCCGUCGACGUGAAGAGGUCGUUCUGCAAGCGCUGCGAUACGCGUUUGAUUCCUGGUGUGACUUGUAUGGAAGAGAUCCGAAACGCCAGCCGCGGCCGCAAAAAGCCGUGGGCUGAUGUUCUAGUGGUCCGUUGCUCUACAUGUGGAACAGAGAAGCGGUUUCCCCAGACAGAGAAGCGAAGCAAAAAGCUAUCGGAGCGUCGGAAAGAAAUACCGCCGCAGCCGAAAGAGGAACCUACCGCGGGUGCUUGAUCACCUAGCAUAGAAAACUUAUGACUCUACGACACAUCGUCUCCGCGUCGCCUCUGGGCAUCUCACUUUCAAAAUCGUGGUCCCGGCAUGACUCGCCCUUGAAUGCGGGCAAUCGGAAUGGUUGUAGAACCCCAUGCAGCCAAUCACUUGCCAGAAACCUCCGAGGCGGA
Molecule: messenger RNA, 814 nt
Organism: Aspergillus ibericus CBS 121593
Lineage: Eukaryota; Fungi; Ascomycota; Eurotiomycetes; Eurotiales; Aspergillaceae
Product: ribonuclease P Rpr2/Rpp21/SNM1 subunit
Exons: 1
Coding region: 54-644 (196 amino acids)
Biological process (GO): tRNA processing
Cellular component (GO): nucleolar ribonuclease P complex
Source: RefSeq, a predicted model, not a curated record